Messenger RNA from Hyla sarda, 1275 nucleotides. Its product is annotated as tigger transposable element-derived protein 1-like. The transcript is spliced from 2 exons. Gene Ontology annotation, molecular function: DNA binding. NCBI's taxonomy places the organism in Eukaryota, Metazoa, Chordata, Amphibia, Anura, Hylidae. Gene Ontology annotation, cellular component: nucleus. Bases 1 to 1098 code for a protein of 365 amino acids. The record is from RefSeq and is a predicted model, not a curated record.
AUGAAGGACAGAUUGACCCUUUUGCUGUGUGCCAACGCAAGCACCGAUCUGAAAAUUAAACCACUACUGGUGUACCAUUCUCAGACCCCUCGUGUAUUUAGGGAACAAAAUGUGAACAAGGCCAGACUGCCCGUCAUGUGGAGAGCCAAUGCCAAAGCUUGGGUCACAAGGCCAUUGUUUAUGGAAUGGCUGCACGAGGUGUUUGCACCCACCGUCAGAAAAUUUCUUUCUGAUAACCAGCUGCCUGAAAGGUGCCUUCUUCUGAUGGACAAUGCCCCGGCACACCCUCCAGCCUUGGUGGAUGCUGAGUAUGACUUCAUCAAGGUAAAGUUCCUCCCCCCCAACACAACACCACUUCUGCAGCCCAUGGACCAGCAAGUCAUCUGCAACUUCAAGAAGCUGUACACAAAUGCGCUCUUCACUAGGUGUUUUAAUGUCACCGAAGAGACGUCUUUGACUUUGAAAGACUUCUGGAAGAAACAUUUCAAUGUUGUCCACUGCAUUUACCUCAUUGACAAAGCCUGGGAAGAGGUCACUCCCCGAACCCUAAAUUCAGCCUGGAGGAAACUGUGGCCAGAAUGUGUCGCUGAACGUGAACAUGACUUUGAAGGGUCUGAUGCAGAGGUAUUGGAGGAAAUUGUGUCCAUGGGCAAGAGUAUGGGUCUGGACGUUGAUGGUGCUGAUGUGGAAGAGCUUGUUGAGGAACAUAGGGAGGAGCAGACCACGGAAGAACUUUCUGAACCCAACAGUGAGCAGCAGAAGGCACUUCUUGAGGAGCAUUCCACUGAGGAAGAGGAAGAAAGGGAGGAGGUUAGCAGUGAUACCAUAAAAUCUAUUAUGCAAAAAUGGAAUGAGUGCCAUGAUUUUUUUGAAAAGCACCACCCCAACAUAACCGUCACGAACAGAGUGUUAAAUCUUAUGAAUGAUAAUGUGGUCUCUCAUUUCUGGAGGGUUAUGCAGCGCAGGAAGAGACAAGUGACAUUGGACAGAUUUUUCAGAAAAACUGAGCCUGCAGCUAGGAGACAAAGGAGAGAGGAAACCCCUGAAGGAGAUCCCCCUGAUGUCCUUAUGGAGGGGGACUCUCCCUCCAAACAAUAACUGCCUCCCACCUGCCUUCCUCCAUGCCAGAAGUCAUCUCAAGCAAGGUCAGCACGGAUUAACCGGAUUUACAUUGAACCCUAUGGGAAAAUGUGAAGAACAGAGAGAGAUGGAUCCAGCUCGUGCAGAUAAAAGAAUUUUAAUCCAUAAGACAAGGAGGAUACAAGGAGGAUACAA